AUGUCUCAAUCGUGGCGCGUCGUGUCGCUCGGUUCCAGCGUCGCUGUCGCUUUACCGUUGCUACUUCUACUGAGUGCUAGCAGUGGCAACGCAAACCCAAUUUUUGGUUUGCUCGAUGCCUUAAAUCCCACGGACGCCUUUAACGGUACAUCGCUCCUGGGAGCCCUCGCGUUAGCACAUAUCGAACACUCCGUGGACAAGCUCAACGCGUUUGCACAACUGGUGGAACUAUUCGCUAACGCCAGCGAGACAGCUAUACUCGGAGGCUAA
This is a messenger RNA of Parnassius mnemosyne (clouded apollo), 270 nucleotides long. Lineage: Eukaryota; Metazoa; Arthropoda; Insecta; Lepidoptera; Papilionidae. The record is from the annotation of a GenBank genome assembly.